CUCCUCCUCUUCAUCCUCCUCCUCUUCCCCUCUCACAGCCGCGGCGCUCUUCGUCUCCACAGCCUCGUCUCCAGAAGCAUGUCCCCAGACAUGCAGCAGCCACAGUGCGAUGAAGCGGACCAAAGGACAGCAGCUGCAUGACCGGAUGAAAGCAGUGGCCAUGGCGAUCAACCAUGAGGCCGGAGCUUAACAUUCCCAUCGGUGCCACAUUGAACACACUCUCCGAAUAUGUCAUCCAAGUGUGAGAAAGCCCAACGGACUGCUUAGCACCUGCCGUGCCAUCUGAGUAGGAGGCGGCAACAAAAGACCAAAUGCCAUGGAUGUAUUCAAUUUCACCUCCUGGAAUGCCUCCGAAGGCAACGACACAGAAGUUGUGGCAGAGAGCGAGAGUGCCUACAAGACUGUGGAGGUGGUGUUCAUCGUGCUGGUGGCCGGCUCCCUCAGUUUGGUCACAGUCAUCGGAAACAUCCUGGUCAUGCUUUCCAUCAAGGUCAACCGGAACUUACAGACCGUCAACAACUAUUUUUUAUUCAGCCUUGCAUGUGCUGACCUCAUUAUCGGACUGUGCUCCAUGAACUUGUACACGGUCUACAUAGUGAUCGGCUACUGGCCGCUAGGGCCAGUGGUGUGCGACCUGUGGUUGGCCCUGGACUACGUUGUCAGCAAUGCAUCCGUCAUGAAUCUCCUCAUCAUAAGCUUUGACAGAUAUUUCUGUGUCACCAAGCCCCUCAGCUAUCCUGUCAAACGGACCACCAAGAUGGCAGGAAUGAUGAUUGCCGCUGCCUGGGUCCUGUCUUUCAUCCUCUGGGCGCCUGCCAUUCUCUUCUGGCAGUUUAUUGUUGGAGGGCGGACAGUUCCCGAGAAGGAGUGCUACAUCCAAUUCUUUUCCAACGCUGCUGUCACGUUUGGCACCGCCAUCGCCGCCUUUUACCUGCCUGUCAUCAUCAUGAUUCAGCUCUACUGGCAGAUCUCCAGAGCGAGCAAGAGUCGCGUGAAGAAGGAUAAUCGCAAACCGUCCGCAGCCAACCCAGAACCCGUGUCGUCUGGUCCGAGGGGGAACAACACGCCGAAACCCAACAACAACAAUGUGCCAGGGGAUGACGCAGGGCAUUCCCAGAGCCAGAAUGCUAAUGCGGGGGCCAACGAGCAUGAUGGGAAACUGCAGAAUGGUAAAGGGCCCUCCUCACACGCCGAGGGAGAAACCGAGGGUGACGACGUGGUGAGGGAGAACUGCGCUCCAGGAGAAGAGAAGGAGAGCUCCAAUGACUCAACGUCCGGCAGUGCAGCCGUGUCCAAUCAGAAGGACGAGGAGGCGGUGCCGUCCACCGCCAACUCCAGCCUGGAGGCGAGUCAACUGCCCCCGCGUCAGCGAGCCAAGGCCGGGACUUCCAAGCUGACCUGCAUCAAGAUCAAGACUAAGUCGCCCAAGGGCGACUGCUACACGGCCUCCAACGCCACCGUGGAGAUUGUGCCGGCCACGGAGCGGCAGAACCACGUGGCGAGAAAGAUCGUGAAGAUGACGAAGCAGCCGCCCAACAAGAAGAAGAAGGCGGCGCCGUCACGGGAGAAGAAAGUGACGCGCACCAUCAUGGCUAUCCUGGUAGCGUUUGUAGCCACCUGGACUCCGUACAACGUGAUGGUGCUCAUCAACACCUUCUGCUCCAGCUGCAUCCCCAACACGGUGUGGACUAUUGGUUACUGGCUGUGCUACAUCAACAGCACCAUCAACCCGGCCUGCUACGCUCUGUGCAACGUCACGUUCAAGAAGACGUUCAAACACCUGCUUCUCUGCCAGUACAAAAAUAUCAGGUCGGGCAGAUAAAUGUGGGCAAUUAAUGGGCAGAAGAGCUAAAGUAAGAGUCGGGUGUAUUGGUGUGUUUGUGUGUGUGUGUGUGUGUGUGUGUGUGUGCGCCAUCCAUGUAUAUGUGUGUGUUGUCUGAGUGCAUGGUAGAGACUGCGAGAGUAUAUUUGAUAUAAUUACCCUUUCAUUCCUUCUAUCAUCCGUUUUUCCAGUAUCUCUCUCAACACCCAGUUGUAGCACUCGACGCCAGUUGCGUUGACACGUGUUGGGCAGAGGUGGCGGUAAUGAGGGUCUCAGAGUCUGAAGCGAUAAAACGAGGGCACGUAGAGUGAACGAGAGAACGACGACGAGGGGAGAUCUGUGCCGUACAAGAAUCCAGAAAACUUCAACAUGGGAAAAUAGGGCUUACUGAAUUCUCAAACCUCCGACGUUUGAAGUUCAGUGACGAUACCUGUACAUAAGUGUACAUACGCCGUGUAUACUCUUAUCUGUGUGUGUGUGUGUGUUCACCCAUGUGUGCCUCCUCUCUGUCUGUCUGCCUGUCUGUCUGUCUGUGAGAACCUCCCGUCAUGACACUCCCAAACUCCCAAGUCACAUGAGAGCGAGAGGCAAAGACGUUGUUGUGAACCGCAUCGCUGUGUGCCGCAGCUCGAAGUGGAUUUCAGUCUUUACUUAUCCGCCUACGUCUGUUUCAAACAGAUGCUUCAAUCGCUCUGUUUUUAAAAAAGGUCCAAAUUCCUGCCUCCACCCCGAGACGAUUUAGAUGAAUGCAGUUUUGUUUCUGCUCACAGCAUUUAAAAAAAAAAAGGAAGAAGAAGAAGAAGAAAAUAAAAUGAACAGCAGCAGUUUUUCCAUAAACCGUCGUCAGGGCGGUCAGAACCGUUCACAGACCAUGACUUUUGAUGAAACUUGCACACAGGAGCGUAGUUUUGCCACAAACAGGCACGUAUCCAUACAUAUGCAGCAAAUACCCUCACAUGGACACUGAAUUAAAGGUCCAAAAUUGGCCGAAAUUGAAAUUUGAAAUAAAAAAAGUUUGGUUUUUGUAGCCUUUAAUACGUACUUUAUGUUUCUACAGCAGCACAAAAGAAGAAGAAACAUAAACCAACGAUGGAGAGUGAACAGAGGGUUUAAUAUAAGGUUAUAUAUAAUAUCAAUAUCUAAUACAAAGCUGGGGCCCGGAGUUGCUGAGCUUAGAUCCUGCAGAACGGUAACAGUUAUGGCGACUGUGUAUAACAACCGCUGACAGGAAGUCUGUUUGUUUUACGGCGCCGUUAAGAUUUAAUGUUUUGCUGUCGAGUUGUUCGUCGCGGCGAGGACGCGUGUCUCCCACUCACUGAGCGAGACAGGUGGUCACUGAGCGAGACAGGUGGUCAGAGCUCAGAGCUGAGAGAAGCAAGCCUUUGUUAAAUGUGAUCUUAUUUAAUGUUAAUCCUGUGUGUGUGUGUGUGUGAGGUUUGGUGAGAGAUGACAUUUGAACCUGUGUGUGUGUGUGUGUGUGUGUGUGUGUGUGUGUGUGUGUGCACUCCAAGAGUGGAGUUUACUUGCGAUCGCAGGUUUUCUACCUCGUGAUUGAAAUAAGGGCUAUUUCUGCAUCUUCACUCGUUCCACAAACUCAUUAUAAAUAAUAAAUGUGAGCUAAUUCAUUUAUACCACGACCACAUUCUCAGAUUAGACGUGUAAUGAACGGUUGUCCUCGGUUUUAAUUAAAAAAGACAAUAUGAAUUUACUGACGUGUUCCGUGUGCUCACGCGUGUCAUCCAUCAUUUCACACGUUAACACCAUUCUCACGGUGACGCUAACGCACGCUGUUCAGUCGGAGAGCCGCGAUCAAGAGGUCGCCACAGUGACCGGUGGGCGGGGGCGUGGGCGUGGGCGGAGCUCGAGGCGGUCUCCUUUUUAAAGAGAGACGUGGGACAGAAGCUAUAAUGAAAACUCUCCAUGAGGCUGAUCAGAUUAUGGGAACCAUGUGGAACACCUACAUUUGAGAUUAAACACGGCCCAUUACACGCUCAGCUGGUGCUUUCCUGCACCUUGGACUCGGUCCCAGUCCUUUUAUGUCUUUACGGUCCUCUAGUCUCGUUUGGGGUUGUGAAAUGUAAAUAUGAUGUACAUUUAUGCUAAUUGGCUUGUUCCAUAAUGAAUCCUGCUCUUUAUUUAGAGUUGUCCUCUGGCAACAGCUAAGCUAAAUGCUAAAUGCUACGUCCAUGUUGCUUUAAAUAAAAACAGGAGUCACAUGGAGUUGAGGUUAUUGCCAGACGAGGUCCGUUUGAAUUAUAAAAGACAAUUACACCAGAGCUUCCACAUGCAUGACUGAUAAAAAAAAGCAUUCAGGGAAUUAUUCAGAUUUCACAGUGGAGCUUAAAAAAAAAGUGCUGAGUCAUGUGUUACACAACCACUGCGCCGGGAUUUCUCCAGUAAAAAAUCUGCAGAAAUUAAUACACAAUGGGGCGGAAUAAAAAAAAAGUAUCCGAGUUGAGUUCAUGAAACCGGGUCGAGAUGGUGAGUUUUUAAAAAGUGACAUAAAAGCAGCAUUUUUUUCAGAUUCUUUGGCUGCCAUUUCAUCCUCCAUUUGAGGGUCGUGGGGUGGAGCCAGUCGGGGUAAAAGGCGGGGCUACACCGGUAGACUGUGGAGAGAAAGUCAUUACAAAAACACUCUCAGUCACAAAGCCGGUUCUUUUUUUUGCUGUAAGGCAACAGCUGCUAUCCAACGUGUCUGUGGCCUCAUUUCACAGAUACUGACCAUGAUUUUACAACUCACUAUCAAUCAAGGGUGGCGUUAAUUACUAAAUUAUUAAAUUAUUAAGUUAUUAAAACCCCAAGACGUUACAAAGAUUUUAAAGCCAGAGAAAAUUUUUUUAUAUUUUUAUUAAAUGAAUAAAUAAAUGACUUAAAUGUGGUUUCAUCAGAUUUGAGUGACGCUGUCACGUCGUUUCAUUCUGAUUUAAUCAUGACCCACAAAACCCAGCCAAUAAAUACUAAUAAUAAUAAUAUCGUUCUUUAAGUAAACAGUGCUGCUCGUUAGAUUAUGAGAUUUAUCGCAUUUCCAUGAUUAAUAUAUUGUAAACUAUUUAUCAGAGGAGGUUAAGUCGUGUAAAACUCAAGAAGGGAUGAGUUCAGUGCUUGGUCGACGCUCUAUAAGCUAAAGUUCAGUGUCCGUCACGGGGGAUAAGUGGAGCCGUUUCUGUCAGGCUUCUGUCACACGUCAGAAUAUCUGAUUCAUCUUUAGCAAAGCUGUCGUUUGAGUGAUACCAGCGGGACAGUAAGUGGCUCAUCCAGGAGUCCCAGUCCAGGUCUCUGCCGCCCGGGUGUUUGAUACAAACCCGUGGAACUUUAUCGCCUCUCUGGACGAAGAGAAAGAGCAGGACCCGUCAGAAAGUCCUCGCCGCCGCUAUCUCCAUGUGCUUCAUUUAUAGUGGCGGGAGCAAAGUUCCCGUCAAAGUUCCUCCCUCCUCCUCCUCCUCCUCCUCCUCCUCCUCUCGUUGCCGAGCACACGAGAACAAAGCGGUGUUUGUGUAUCAGGUGUUUCUCUGGAGUUGUUGUGAUAUGACAGAUUGUGCGCUUGUAAUAGAACAAGAGAGAUGUUCGCUGAGCGGCUGUCGGGCAAAAAAAGGUGGCUGGCGGACGCCGACGUGCACGAGGGGGGUGUGUGUGUGUGUGUGUGUGUGUGUGUGUGUGUGUGUGUGUGUGUGGACCAUGUUUGGAGACGUCGCAGACGUCGCGAGCAGGUCAGCCAAAGGUUUUUGCCGCAGGAAUUUCUAACGUCUGCAGACACGUCACUGUUCAGCGUCGCUCUGGCACUUUUAUUGCAUCUCAUUUUCAUCGUGUGCAAACACUUUCCACGCCUUUCUCACCAUUUUUUAUUGUUUUUAUUAUAGAUCAUAACGUUCCCAUUUUCCCAGUGCAUUCAAAUCCAUAUAUGCCCACACUGGGGGGGGGCAAAUAUCCUGGUCUGUCUCCAUUGUCAUCAACACAUCAUAAUGUGCCGUCAGAGCCAGCUGGGCUCGCCUCCGUACGGCUUAAUGUCAAAGGGCUACGCUCCGACUGUGGAGCACGUGUACGACGUUGAUGAAGGUUUCUCCGGCUUCACUCUCUGAGGCCGUGGCUGGAUUAUAAUCUCGCGCGGCCUCGCAGUGCAGUGAGAAACACUCGCAGACGCUGUGGGAGUUUUAAUCCAAGAUGGAAAAAAAGUCUAUAUUUACUUUAUAUAAACAAUAUAUCGCCAGAUUGUACAGAGCAAUGUGCAGUGCCUUACUCAGAGUGACAGAAACAAAUUGCUCUUUUAUCCUGAAACUCACUUGUCCUAUCUCGAGUGAGUGAGUGUGUGUGUGUGUGUGUGUGUGUGUGUGUGUGUGGGCUUUUCAGCCUUGCCGAACCAUUAGUGUAAUUGUUUUCUUUUGUUGAGGACGUUGUGCGUCUUAGCUCUGAGCUCCCAUCGCUGCAUUCAAACGUCACUUUUGGGAUGUGACCUUGAUGAAUAAGGAUCUACACACACACACACACACACACACACACAGACGACUGUCAGCCACCGUCUGGUGUGGACUGAAUCAUCCGUCUGUAGUUUUUACUCUAUCUACAUGUGACAGGUCAGUGUCUGCAGAGGCGCAGCUACAACUUUUGGGUCCCACUUUUAUAUCUCGCUCCAUUUCUAAACGUAACAACUGGCGCUUUGACGGCGGCCGCGCGGCUCUGGUUCCUGGAAAUUUGAGUGUGUGGUUGCGUUUUACACCUAAAAAUAUCAUAAACUAGUUUGGAAGCGAAGACCUGGUCCCCACUGGGAACCAAAGAUCGUUUUUUUCAUUGCAAAGUCAUCAGGACGACGUAGUGGUCAAAAUGGGACAAGACAACAUGGAACCCUGUUUGGUUAACUAGCUUAACUAGUGUGACAACCCGGAAUAUCAUGUCGUGUUUUCGGUUCCUUUUUAGAUUCGAUUAGGUUCAUGAACCAGAACCAGAACCAGAACCAGCGUGGAGUCCUGUCCGUGUGAAAGUGCUGUGGUAGAUAACGAGUCGAGGCUUUAAAGGAAAAUAUUACACACGGAUGAUUUUUCUUUUAUAGAAUAAUUCACGUGAUCUUUAAUCACAAAAUCGUACCUAAAUGUAAACAUUCAAUAAAUAAAUUCAGUAAAUAAACGUCUUUGUUGGCAUUGUCACACUUGCUGUGGCAGGGAAUUUAAUCUCUCUCUCUCUCUCCAUUAGUUUUCAGAAAUGUGUGAACAAAACUCCUUCUUCUUCUUCUUCUUCUUCUUCUUCUUCUUCUCCUCCUCCUCAUGUCACUUGGUGCUUGGGCUUAAUAUUAAAGUUAUUUCACUUUCCUUAUGAUAGAGUAAUCAUGAUAAUAAUAAUAAUAAAACUCUCAGUGCUGAGCCCCUGGAAUCCUCCUUACAGCGCCCCCAUGUGUACUGUGUGUGUGUUCAUAUUUGGCACGGAGGAAAGAGGACUCAUUAUCUGUGUGUGUGUGUGUGUGUGGUGUGGUGUGUGUUUUCCAAACAGUCGGGGGGAGGAGCGUGCUUCGUCUCUUCCUCCGUCAUCACUCGUUCCUCUUUUAAGAAAACAGUCUCGAUAGCAACAAGCUUCCAAAGACUCGCUGAGAAACACACACUGGGGUUUUCAUAGAAACACAUUAUAUUGUACAUUUUCUAUCACAUUUUAUAAAAAAGAAAAAACUCAUUGUACAAAGGACAAAAUGUGCUAUUAUUAUUAUUAUUAUUAUUAUUAUUAAAAACAA
Molecule: messenger RNA, 7532 nt
Organism: Solea solea (common sole)
Lineage: Eukaryota; Metazoa; Chordata; Actinopteri; Pleuronectiformes; Soleidae
Gene: chrm2a
Product: cholinergic receptor, muscarinic 2a
Exons: 3
Coding region: 317-1822 (501 amino acids)
Biological process (GO): adenylate cyclase-activating adrenergic receptor signaling pathway; regulation of heart contraction
Cellular component (GO): plasma membrane
Molecular function (GO): G protein-coupled acetylcholine receptor activity
Source: RefSeq, a predicted model, not a curated record